AGCGUUCCCCGGGCCAAAGCUGGGAAAAUAUUGUAUUCUAGACUGGAAUGGGCCCGAGAGCCCGGGUCCAGCGUGCAUGCAUGCAUUUUGCAUUGUAUAAAGGCAUUCUUGUCUGGUCUCCGAAGAACAUCUUCAAGAUUGGCAAAACGCUGUCGUCAUUCAUUCCUUUGACCUGUACUAUACUAUACUAUUCAUCCAUUUACUGUCUUUCUUUCUUUUUCUCUUCUUCUUCUUCAAGAUGCAAUUCUCUCUUCUCUCUGCCGCCAUCGCCGUUGUCGGCUUCGUGGCUGCUGCUCCUCUGCCCAACGCUGAUGUCAUCGCAAGAGAUGACUCUGGUCCUUAUGCUCCCGGAUCUCAGGACCCUAAGACCGCUCUGGGCUCCCUGUUAAAGGAUCUUCACCUCGACCACGCAAACAACAUUCUCAGCGGAACUGUUGGCCAGCUUGUCCACCGAGGAUACUCUUCAUCGCACUCUCACUCCAGCUCUAGCAGCUCCUCUUCUCAUUCGAGCUCUUCAUCUUCGAGCUCCAAUGGGUCUUCAUCCUCCAGCUCCUCGUCGUCUUGCAACGGAGGCCAGUGUACCUCUUCCUCUUCCGCCAACCCUCCUCCUCCCGCCAACUCUCCUACUCCCGCUAACCCACCUACUCCCACUACCUCGGAUAGCACUCGCCCCUCUCCUUCUGACGGCGGUGCUGUAGCCAUGGGUUUCUAAAAAAAUUUGAAUACGACACGGGCAGAUUGUUGACGUCUGGACGGACGCGUUGCUCUUUACCACCUUCUUUACUUUCUUUCAUUAUGGUUCUUUAGAAUGCAGCGCCGGCAUCUUUUGCAAAAGAGACUUGAAAAUCGCCGGGCUGAUUGUUUCAAUCAUUCUUUUACUCUUCUCGUUUUGCCAAAUUCCAAUCGUUGCUUGUUAUUCAGUCUUGUUGGUGUCCACUAUCACUGCAAAUUCCUAAUACUUUCUUCUUCAAUCACCGAGCCCCCAGUUUGUUCUGCUUCUAGUCGUGAUAAUAGAAUCUAAUACAGCCUCGAUUCAAAAACCCUGCUCGAGG
Molecule: messenger RNA, 1052 nt
Organism: [Torrubiella] hemipterigena
Lineage: Eukaryota; Fungi; Ascomycota; Sordariomycetes; Hypocreales; Clavicipitaceae
Source: the annotation of a GenBank genome assembly